GGAAGUUCGGAAACCAAAACAAAUAUGGCGGAUAGUGUUAGCGUGCGUUUAGAUUCCAGCUGAUUGUGUAACGAAACUUGAGUGUGUGAGUUGUGUAUCCGUUUUUUGUGUCACUGCCUUCCAAUGAUUGGGAACAUGGAGAUGAACUGCCUUGCCAUGUCUAUCGACAAAGAGGACGUGUUAAGAACUGCCAAGAAGAGUACGACAGAGAUAAUCCACAGCGGGCACUUCAUGGUGUCUGACAUUGAGGAUACUGACGUAACGGAUGAUCCUCCACGAGCAAGGGAAGAUGACUGCGUUGAAGAGGUGGAGCAAUCCCUUAUGGAGCCAGUGAACGAGGAGAACGAAGAGAUGACUUUUGGCGAUGUGUCUAUGGAGCAUGAGCAAAACUCGAAGCCUACUAACCACAUCACCAUUGAUGCAUCUCUGACUAAGCUUUUCGAGUGUAUGACGCUGGCUUAUAGCGGGAAGCUGACUUCACCGAAAUGGAAGACUUUCAAGGGACUCAAACUGAAGCUGAAGGACAAGAUUCGACUGAACAAUAUCAUUUGGAGGGCAUGGCACAUGCAGUUUGUGAUAAAGCGGAGGCCCCACGUCUGCCAGUUUGCAUCUCCUCUGGAAGGCGACACUCACAACAAGCCAGAGGCCAUUGUUAUGGAGGGCAAGUACUGGAAGCGGAAGGUAACAAAUAUAACUGCGGAGUACAAGAAGUGGCGAAUGUAUUUUUGCAAGAAUGGUUCCAGCAAGACUGGAGAGGACACCGUAUCAUAUCCGAUGGACCUGGAUUUUCGCUGGUUCUCCCAGAGCGAACCAAUAGAUGACGGAUUCAUUAUGGACUUGUCCGACACGCUGUUCAGCAGCUUGAGCCAACCGUUCGAUUUUCCAAACCCUCGUGAAAUAGCGGUCAGAGCGGGACUUGCAGAUUUUAUCCAGCCUGGCCUGAUCCAACUGCAGCCAGCGUUUGAGGACUUCAUGGACACCUUUGAACCACUGUCUGAUGUGCUCAACUCCAAAUUACCUACACUUGCUGAAGAAGGCGCAGUUGGUGCUGACACUGGUGGUGUAAGCCAGAUGGACGAAUUCCAACUUCCGCAACAACAGAGACAACCACCUCCUCUUCUGUAUGCACGUCAGCCUUCAGUGCAGGAUCAAUUUCAACAGCUUCAAGAGCAGCAGCAGCAGCAGCAACAACAGCGACAGCUUCAACAAAAUGUGUACAACAACACGCUUCAAGUACAACCUCACAUGAAUGCCAGUGACCCGUACGCGACAUCUGUUGCCCAGCAGAACGCUCACCAAGUUCAGUGUGUGCCUCACACACAACAGCAGCAACUUCCUUCACCGACUGAGCAAACAAUCCGAAACUAUGGCUUUGUGCCAAAUCAGAACACUUCAUCGAGCUUUGCAGUACGCUCCCAGAUGACACAAGUGUCACCCCAGAUGGCGCCUCAAAUCGUACCGCGUCAAAGGUCUGCCUUCCAGCCGUCCCAAAGCUACCCGAAAAAGGUUGAGAGGCCUCCCGUGGCUCCAAAGCAGGCUACUUCGUUUGGAAAUCUGGUGCUGCAAGGCAACUCGUCCGCAGCCGAUCCGCAGAGGAUCUUCCAGCCAGCUGUGGUAGCUGGCUUUGCGGACAAGGAAAAGCCACUGGGAGUUGAUCACUCGCUGAGGCGGCACUCGUAUACUGGCUCUCACGCCGACAGCAGUUAUGGGGCGCAGUCUUCCCAUACGGGGGCGUACGCAGGACAGGGUGCCGUAAAUGGAGGCGGAAAGGGCGUCAACUUUGCAGUGCCUAAAGUUGCAUCGAAGGGCAGGAUUCGAGCCCGCAGCAUGUCGUCGCCCCAGAGCAAUAGCAAGCUGCACGCUGCUGCCGGUGCAGUAGUGGCCAGUGCCAAACAAGCAGGGUCCGUGGGAAACCUGCCACGAGUACAUUCACCUCCACAGUUACUCAUACCCAAGCCACUCUCACCAAUGUCGACAGGACGAGCAACUACCUCUAGCAACUCUGUGUCACCUCCUGCGCAACCCAGCACCGUUCUGACGCAGCUGCUCACCACAUCAGGAAAUGCGUUCUCGUGGGAUGCUCAAACUGCACAAGCUACUACUGGAAUCAGUAGAGGCUCCUCACCGGCAACUGUCACUAUCCUGAGUACUGUGGCCGGACCCGUGGCAGCGGCACAGCCUCAGACUUUUGUGUUCACGCCGGUGACUCUGUCUGCCAUACCAAGUACAAACAACAUCCAGAGAGGCCUGAUUGUUGCCACUCCACCACCAGCACCUUCAACAACAUUGGCACACCCUACCAAACAGGGCAACUCAACACCUGCAAAUAAUCUUUCUCAGGCAAAGACAAGUGAAACAACGCCUUCCGCUGCGACUGCAAAGCCAUUCCGGCCCAAGUCUGACGAGGAAAGGGUUCAGUACAGGGAAAAGCGCAGGGUGUGCCACAUCAAUGCGGAGCAGAAAAGACGCUUUAAUAUCAAGAAUGGCUUUGAAUCCCUAAGACACCUGCUGCCCUCUUUGAGUCAAAACCCAGACUCGAAAGUGAGCAAAGCUCAAAUGCUCCAGCAAGCUGGUGAAUAUAUCCGCACGCUGAAAACCGAACGACAGAAGCAGCAAGACGAGGCUGAAGAGUUGCGCAAACAGAUUGAAAAGUACAGCCAGGAGAUCAGCUCAUUUCAAAGCCAGCUGCCAGCAACCGGAGUGCCUCUCGCUUACCAGCGAACCAACCAUUUGAGAGACAAUUUCGAAGAGUACGUCAGAGCCAGAACACUUCAGAAUUGGAAAUUCUGGAUUUUCAGCUUACUGCUAGAACCACUGCUGGAAUCUUACAACCAGACUGUCUCCAAGGCAUGCCUCGAUGAAAUGUGCAAGACCGUCCUGAAGUGGGUGGAACAGAAUUGCUCACUUAGGGACCUCCGACCAGGGGUCCUCACAUCACUGACGUACCUGAGUACAUCGACAAACAUCCUCACAGACCCAGGCAGACUCCCGGAAGAGGCAAAACAGGCCGUAGCAAAGAGGGAUUCAGCAUCACGUUAUAAAAAGCUGCCAUCUGAAAGCCAUAAGGACAGGUAGCAGAGGUUGUACCAGGACAGAGAUAUGUUGUGCCUUCGGUGCCCAUGAAGAGACAGCUUCUGCCAGUUGCCUUCAGUAUGUUGUUUUUAUAUGAAGAGUAUAUAAUGGACAAUGCAGUUGCAAGGACUGUAAUAAUCGUUUGCAUAGCUUCUGUACAAGGGGUAUUUUACCCGAGUUUGAUGUAUCAAUCAAGUACGUGUAUCAUUUCGUCAGGUGCAAUUGACAAGGGAACUCUAGCACUGAGUGCACUGUGCCGGCAAAUGGAGGAAAUGCACAAGGUCCUAGAAACACCUUUUCUUUUUUUCGUUGAAAUAGCUGUCAAUGUGCUAAGUGCCCAGACUUGGCAUGCUGGAUGUCUCGAUUUUUUUAGUUUUAUUUGCUCCUUUUGUCCUCCUGUAAUUUUCUUGUUGGAAAAUGUCGUGACGAUAAAUGUUGCACCCACGUUUGCUCCAGGUCCCAGAAUUUGCAGGAAGUACAGAUUGUAAAAGAUAAGUUGAAGUUGCAUAAGCUGGAAGACAGUAAUAUACUGAAAUAGGCUUAGUACUGCCUAGCCUAUUGAGGACACUUAUUGCAACGUUAAGUUGCUCAGCAUUGCAGAAAGAGUGGUGUAUUGGAUGACGUAAAGGAAUCGAAGACAACAACAUAGAUUGUAAAAUGAUUUUGAGUUUCAUUUAGUACAAAUAUGACAGUCAUGACCAACAUUACCUCGUCACACUGGAGUAUGUGGUUCACUGCAUCUGGUAUUAAUUAAUUUAAACUAAUUAAUUAAGCCAAUAUCUUAAAUGAGUACAAAAGAAAAAUAUGCAUCCACACUUAUCACAUCGGCGUGUAUGUCAAACACGCGAUCAUUUGUUCUCGCAUAUGCAGCAAUAAACACUCUUGAGGCGGACUUUCAGAGCACAACUUUCAGCACUUGCUUGGUUUACCUGCGCUCUACAGGGAGACUAUUUCGGAGUGGGUCAGCAUUCUUGUUGUGGUAUGCUUCCAUGUCUUGGAAGUGGACCCAAGCCUUUGUCUUUUAUGCAGAAAUGCUAUUUCUUCAACAUUGACUGAUACUUUUUUAAACCUCUACUUUGCUCCCGCUGUUGCUUAUAUGUAUGGCCGUGACAAUGUUUUCUACUCUCUUGUGAAUAUUUUGGUAUGAUGCUAAGGCCAUUUUCGGAGCUAAGCUUUGUAGCGAGCAGUUAUUUGGCUAGUGAAAGAAUGGGCUGCUGUUUUUCAUAGCAAUCAUGAAUGAACACAUCACAUCAGACAGCAUUAUUUGUAAUACAUUUGCAAUACAGCAUACAAGCCGAGCAGGUGGUGUUGUGAUUCAUCCAAUUGUACCUCAAAACAACAACCAGUACACAUGUCUUCAGUAUUGUUACGUUCUAGUUUUGAUCAGUCAUAUUAACCAUUCAUCAGUCACGUUGUUGUUGUUGUUGUUGUUUUUUCAUGCAUGCCGACACCUUACAGAAAUUAGAAGAUAAUAUUUUUUCCGAUCUUAGCUGCUUUUUUGAACUGUUUAUUUAGACGUUACCGAAGCCUUACUGGAUUGCCACAUUCAUUGCUAUUCUUCUUACCAGGUCUGACACUUAACCGUUUGACUGGUCAAAUCAAUCGGUUGAGGAUUUGAUCAUCAAUUAAUAUAUUCUGCUCGAUGAACUGAACAGUUGCAGCAGCAUAAUAUCUUAUUUUUUUAACAGGGGUACGCUCUUAGUCGUUACUUGCUCUUUUUUUUUAGCUUUUUCUAAGUCAAUGAGCCUCUACUGUAAUUUCACAAUAGAGCCAAAGAAUUAAUAUGCAAACUUCAUAAGCCAUUCCUUUCUUUUACGCAUGUAGAAGUGUGUCCCUCUGCAGCACCGCUCAUAAUGUCAUAGAUAGAGCAGUGUGUUUAAAUUUCUAACUUCGUAUGGUGCCUGUCUAGACUGGACUUAUUACUUGUCAGCAACAUUGAGCACAACAUUACAAGAACACUCAGUCUGAUUGUUUUAAUAAGCGCUCCUCCUUGUUGUUAGUCAUAAUCACAUAUCUUUGAUUUUAUUCUUGCUUCUACUCUUAGUCACCUACUGUUGACCACAUCAGAGUCGAGAGUGAACAAUCGGAAAAUUUCAAAUUGAAGUUUUGGUUUAUUUGUGUACUUUAUUUCGCUUUUGUGCCAUAUAUUCUUGCUCUGUUUGUGCCCUGUUGUUUUUCACCUGUAAAUAUGGAAACUGAAAUGCGUCUGCUUCUCUCUUAACCUCUUUUGAGUACAAAUAGACAUUUAUUUAUGUACGAUACAGCUUGCACCUAUCAUGGGUGACUAAUUGCUCAUUAUUACUUUUGUGCUCUUCCAAAUAUAAUUGGCUCAUUUGGACAGGGUACUCACUCUAUCUGACGGUGUAGCCAGUUUAGACAAUUGUAUGGUGGAUGCAACAUCUUAUGGCAGCUAUUGUGUCAUUAGAAUAACACACACUAGCCUUUAGCACUCAUAUUUGUGAAGCAUACUCGACAAAAAAAGUACUUAAAAAAGUGAAGUUAAGUGAAAGGUGAAAAAGUUCACAUGAAAAUGGUAAAGAAAAUAAGUUAUUUCUUCCAGUGACACUGUCUCUCCCAAUUACAGUACAGAAAAUUUGCACAAUAAUGCCAUAACAUAAAUAGCUGAUCGUUGAUUAAUUGCAAGAAAAAUGUUCAAGUAACACUAUGUUGCAGUCGUGCCUAAAACACCAUGAAAUUCCAUUUUUUUGUUCAAUCUAAUUUAGGCUAUCAUUAGAUCAUUGGGCUACCAGGGCAUUCUUUGCCACUUACCCCAGGCAUAUAGCUUGAUGAGGUAUGACAUAAGUCAUACUUGAAAGACUCUAAGUUAGGUUUAAACCUUUUAGUGCCAAAAAUAAUCUCUUCUUGUCAUCAUAACCACAAUGCAGUAACUAAGUUCAUUAGAGAGUUUUCUUAUUGCUGAGCUAGCAGAGUAAUGUAUGCCUUGGGAAAAAAUUAGGGAUAUUGCACAAUUAAUUAAAAAUCUGGUUCUGCAGUCCUUAUGCUCAGGAUAUAUAUUGGCUCUAUUCUUCCCAGAGCCUCGUUGUUCAGUGCCAUUUAAGGAACAUUUUUUUCGUUUGAAGCGAAUAAACUGACAUCACCACAUUUCACAAAGGCUGGAUAAGCAUUGCUCUGCUAAAUCUCUUCACUGAACCUCUGCAAUAAGCUAAUUGUCCUCACGAAUAACUGGUGUAUCAUGUUUGUUUCAUGUGCCGGGUAUCCAAACCGUUUACUUACACGGAAUAUCUGUGAAUAAUGGUACCUAAUGUACCACAGUGUCACGAAGGGUACAGUUGUGUGUAUGUUCAUGCUUUUGAUAUUACCAUACGAUGUCUCUGUCUAUGUCCGAUCUCCGUCUCUAGUCUUACGCCUUGAACAUAUAUGCUACAAAUACCUACCUUAUGACUGAAUUGUAUAUGAUUAAAAGCAAUUGUACAACAUU
Molecule: messenger RNA, 6511 nt
Organism: Ornithodoros turicata
Lineage: Eukaryota; Metazoa; Arthropoda; Arachnida; Ixodida; Argasidae
Product: MLX-interacting protein-like
Exons: 19
Coding region: 124-3075 (983 amino acids)
Biological process (GO): regulation of transcription by RNA polymerase II
Cellular component (GO): nucleus
Molecular function (GO): protein dimerization activity; RNA polymerase II cis-regulatory region sequence-specific DNA binding; DNA-binding transcription factor activity, RNA polymerase II-specific
Source: RefSeq, a predicted model, not a curated record